AUUCGCACGAUCAUGUUUAAAAAAGCAUUGGUACCCUAUCCAGAAGGCUUAAUCGAGGCUUAUUAUUCUCUAUAAAUAGCCUAAUAUUUGAUCAAUUCAUCUACCACUAAAGUUAUAUUCUAAGUCGAUCACUUUGAUCAUGAUGUCUUUGAAGGCUUCUCCGAUUAGGAUUUUUCUCUUUGCUAUGCUAGCUCUGUCUGUCUAUUUUGAGACGGUAUCAGCCCAAUGUAAACCUGAGCAACUUUUUAACCUUCAAUACGCCAAGAGUUGUGCCGGAUGUGAAAAAAAAUGUAUAAGUGUAUGUUCAGAUGUUGGCAGUGGGAUUAUUACGCUUGUGUGCUCAGGGGCAUCUCCUCCAUUUCUCCCAGAUCGGAGUCAUGAAUGCAUGUGUUGUUGCGCACCUAAACCCCCAGUACCAGUCCCAUCUCCACCGGCAGCUCCGUCAAAUAUAUGCAGAACCGGUCAAAUUUAUUCAGAGAUUGUCAUGCCCGGUGAUAAUGAUUGUAGUGUUUGUACAUCUGGUUGCAGAAGUGAAUGUUCGAAAUUGAAGACUAGAUUGGCGAAAGUUUCGUGCAGAAAAGAAGAUUUGUCUUCGUUAUUGUGCGAGUGUUGUUGCAGGAGCAGUACCCCAUCAAUUAUGGAUUCAGUUAUGGAUGCUCUUGGUUACUGAUUAGCUACAGCGGCAGCUAAUUAUAUGAUAUUGGAAUACAAGCAAUGAGCAGCAUGUAAUUCAAUUUUAUCUUUGUUUUCAUUAUGUAAACGUAUGUAUUCUUCUCUUUCGAUUGUAGUACCGAUGGCGAUAUCACAUUUGACAAGGGUUGAUGAAGCUACAUGUGUACCAUUUCAGUUUCAAUCUAAUAAAAUUUUCUCAUUAGGGAAA
Molecule: messenger RNA, 880 nt
Organism: Papaver somniferum (opium poppy)
Lineage: Eukaryota; Viridiplantae; Streptophyta; Magnoliopsida; Ranunculales; Papaveraceae
Exons: 2
Coding region: 140-670 (176 amino acids)
Source: RefSeq, a predicted model, not a curated record